Messenger RNA from Lates calcarifer (barramundi perch), 3182 nucleotides. RefSeq names its product wingless-type MMTV integration site family, member 4 (gene wnt4). Gene Ontology annotation, cellular component: extracellular region. The transcript has 6 exons. Lineage: Eukaryota; Metazoa; Chordata; Actinopteri; Centropomidae. Gene Ontology annotation, molecular function: cytokine activity; frizzled binding. Bases 606 to 1664 code for a protein of 352 amino acids. Gene Ontology annotation, biological process: neuron differentiation; cell fate commitment; multicellular organism development. The record is from RefSeq and is a predicted model, not a curated record.
CACACACAUUCUCUCCUCUGCCAGACACACCGAGAGACGGUGGUGUGUGAGGAGGAGCCGUGCGUAUUUACGCUCAGAGUGAGUGCAUGUGUCGGGGAGAGUUGGAGAGCCCGCAGCGCGCAGACUGGAGAGCCCCGCUUGUCUGAGAGCGGGACCCGGCAGCCGGUGAUAAGCCUUCAGAGAGGAGCAGGAGGAAGAACCGCCUGAGAGCUCCUUCAUUUAUUUGACUGCCUCUCCACGCGCUCUCCCGGCUGACGUUAACGCGCAGCUGAGAAGGAAAGCAAACAAGUUGAUCAAGAAGAAGGGUCCGAUUCAGCCCGAGCAACUCUAAAGUUUUGACCGUAUUUUUAGUAUCCCCCCUCCCCUUUUUUCCCCCUCUCCCCGUCCCCUCUGAGAGCGGAGUGGCAGAGGGAGGGACGGGAGAACCGGGCGGACGGACCGCGAAGCUGCGCGCCUCCCCGGUGGCUGAUCCACUGGAUGCGGGGUGAUGGAUUAACAGCCUUCCUCGGACCCUGCCGGUUUUUGUUGUUCUUUCACCGCCGACCCCCUGUCCACUUUGGGAUUAUUUCAGCGCUCACCGACCCCCACCCUCCCCCCUUCUCGAGAUGACAGAGGAAUAUGUUUUGCGGUGCGUCCUGAUGCUCUGCUGCGCGCUCCUCUCCGCCAACGCGAGUAACUGGCUGUACUUGGCCAAACUGUCCUCAGUGGGAAGCAUCAGGGAUGAGGAGACCUGCGAGAGGUUACGAGGCCUCAUCCAGAGACAGGUUCAGAUCUGUAAGCGCAGUGUGGAGGUGAUGGAUGCAGUGCGUCGUGGAGCCCAGCUGGCUAUAGAUGAAUGUCAGUUUCAGUUUCGCAACCGCCGAUGGAACUGCUCCACUCUGGAGACCAUGCCUGUGUUUGGCAAAGUGGUCACCCAGGGCACCCGUGAGGCAGCCUUUGUGUAUGCCAUCUCAGCAGCCAGUGUGGCGUUUGCGGUCACAAGGGCCUGCAGCAGCGGAGAGCUGGAAAAAUGUGGCUGCGACCACAAUGUACAUGGAGUCAGUCCAGAGGGGUUCCAGUGGUCGGGCUGCAGUGAUAACAUUGCGUAUGGAGUGGCCUUUUCUCAGUCCUUUGUGGAUGUGAGAGAGAGGAGUAAAGGCCAGUCAUCCAGUCGGGCUCUCAUGAACCUGCACAACAAUGAGGCCGGCAGAAAGGCCAUCUUGUCCCACAUGCGUGUGGAGUGCAAAUGUCACGGCGUAUCAGGCUCCUGUGAGGUAAAGACCUGCUGGAAAGCCAUGCCUCCCUUCCGCAAGGUGGGCAACGUCAUCAAGGAAAAGUUUGACGGUGCCACUGAGGUGGAGCAGCGCAAGGUGGGCAGCACCAAAGUCUUGGUCCCUCGCAACUCCCAGUUCAAACCUCACACAGACGAAGACCUGGUCUACCUGGACCCCAGUCCAGAUUUCUGCGAUUAUGAUCCACGCACGCCGGGUAUGCUGGGAACGGUGGGCCGCCAGUGUAACAGAACCUCAAAGGCCAUUGACGGCUGUGAGCUGAUGUGCUGCGGUCGCGGCUUCCAGACACAGGAGGUGGAGGUGGUGGACAGGUGCAGCUGUAAGUUCCACUGGUGCUGUUAUGUAAAAUGUAAACAGUGCCGUAAAAUGGUGGAGAUGCACACUUGCCGGUGAUGGAAGUGGGAGCACAGAAGGCACUGCUGAUGAACAAAACAAACGCCCCACACUCUUUCUCAAUUACCAAGAGGGAGCGUGGAGGACUUGUGAAGCUCCCUUUUCUCCUGCUUGAAGCCACCCCACCCUCCUACUACUGGUCAACGGAAACAGACUGAGUGGCUGAGAGGUCAAAGGUCAUCCUAUUCAUUUUAUGCCACCAUAAUGGAUAUCAGUAGUUUAUGCAUGGGACUUCCUACAAAGCUACAGAGGCAGUUUGUUUCUUCUCAAGUAGAGAGCAUCUUUCACUUUCUGUCUCCCUCCCUCACUCUCAUAUUUGGUUUGUCAUUGAUGCUUCUUAUUUUUGUAAUGUUUAACUUAUUUGUUGAGACUGAGGAGACUGACGGGGGUGGACCUAGAAGGAGGAGACAGACGAGUGGAGAUAAGGGACAAACUGGACCCAUGGGUGGGCAGAAGGGUGGGUGGGAUUAAAGGGUUAGGGUGGGGUCAAGAGGAGUGUUAUUUGCCCUCUGUCCUUGCUGCUGCUGCUUCGGUGACUCACUUGGAGGGCUGGAUGUCAAAAAGGGAGACGCCAAGUCUGUCAGAGGUCAGACUUGAUCAACAAAGAGGAGUGAGUCGCAGACAGACUCUCUGUGAUUUGCCUCCUGAGUGUACAUGGCUGUGCUUCGCUGAGGUUCAGUUGCUGUUGAGGCAUUUAUUUUGCCCCCUGCAAUGCCCUGAUGCUGCUCCACUCACACACACUCACUCUCUUUCCGUCAGAGGGGUUAUGAUGAUGAACAGGUGAAAGCCACUGUCAGCUCCUUUCGGUCUUUUCUGUCAGCCAGUAGCACUGGCAGGUGAUGGGCAUCAGACACAGAACACUCACAUACUCAACAAAAUUACUAUAAAAAACAAACACAUGUAUACAUCCAUAGCUGCUACCUGCAAUGGGAAAUCUUGUAUUGAAACUCUUUCCAGAUCAGAUCCAAAAUGAUUCAUUACCAUUACAGAACAUCAUGUUGUGAAAAUCUUACGUGCUCAUUUGGAUUGAUGUUGAUCUUGGCCUCACCCUGCACGUCGCCAUCUGCCAAAUGCUAGUUGGCUUAAUGCAAACACAAGCAAACACGCAGACACAUGCAUGCACCAGCAAACACACAAUGUAAACACACACAGACACACAAUGGGGUCUGCCAUGGGGUUGCCGAGCAUGUUCACCAUGCAUGAUGACUGAAGCACUUUCUCUCCAAGCGCACAUAGAGCUCUCGCCCCACAGCAACAAACAUCCAACCACAUAUUCAAUUUUCACUGUUUCUCUCACUCUCUCUCUCUCUCACACACACAUACACACACUCACACAGUUUCCCAUGCCACUGUCAGGACUCUCUUGUUGUCUUGUACCACCACCAUAAAGCCAAGCUUUCCUAUAAUAACGUGCUAUCAUUAUAGAGACAUACUGUAGAUCUGUAAAGACUUAUACACUGAAGAAGACUAUACUGCCUAUGAAUGUAUGUUAAUACGGAAUAUAUGCUGUGUCAAAAA